Molecule: messenger RNA, 4257 nt
Organism: Mus caroli (Ryukyu mouse)
Lineage: Eukaryota; Metazoa; Chordata; Mammalia; Rodentia; Muridae
Source: RefSeq, a predicted model, not a curated record
UACCGGGGAUUGAAUUUAAAGCUUCACAAACAUUAGCUUAAAAAACACUACACAUCAAAAUAAUGAUCUGCUAGACUGCUAACCCGAGCAUCAGCUUCCACAAUGCCUGUGCAGGCAGCUCAAUGGACAGAGUUUCUGUCCUGUCCAAUCUGCUAUAAUGAAUUUGAUGAGAAUGUGCACAAACCCAUCAGUUUAGGUUGUUCACACACAGUUUGCAAGACCUGCUUGAAUAAACUUCACCGAAAAGCGUGUCCUUUUGACCAGACUGCCAUAAACACAGACAUUGAUGUGCUCCCUGUCAACUUUGCACUUCUUCAGUUAGUUGGAGCCCAGGUGCCAGAUCAUCAGUCAAUAAAGUUAAGUAAUCUAGGUGAGAAUAAACACUAUGAAGUGGCAAAAAAAUGCGUAGAGGACUUGGCACUCUACUUAAAACCACUAAGUGGAGGUAAAGGUGUAGCUAGUUUGAACCAGAGUGCCCUGAGCCGACCAAUGCAAAGGAAACUAGUUACACUCGUAAACUGUCAACUGGUGGAAGAAGAAGGUCGUGUCAGAGCUAUGCGAGCGGCCCGUUCACUAGGAGAAAGAACUGUGACAGAACUGAUACUGCAGCACCAGAACCCUCAGCAGCUGUCUGCCAACCUAUGGGCUGCUGUCAGGGCUCGAGGAUGCCAGUUUCUAGGGCCAGCUAUGCAAGAAGAAGCCUUGAAGUUGGUAUUGCUGGCAUUAGAAGAUGGUUCUGCUCUCUCUAGGAAAGUUCUGGUACUUUUUGUUGUGCAAAGACUAGAACCAAGAUUUCCUCAGGCAUCAAAAACAAGUAUUGGCCAUGUUGUGCAGCUAUUGUACCGAGCUUCUUGUUUUAAGGUUACUAAAAGGGAUGAAGACUCUUCCCUGAUGCAGCUAAAGGAAGAAUUUCGGAGUUACGAGGCACUACGCAGAGAACAUGAUGCCCAGAUUGUUCAUAUUGCCAUGGAAGCAGGACUCCGUAUUUCACCUGAGCAGUGGUCUUCACUGCUGUAUGGGGACUUGGCUCAUAAAUCACACAUGCAGUCUAUCAUUGAUAAGCUACAGUCUCCAGAAUCAUUUGCAAAGAGUGUCCAGGAAUUGACAAUUGUUUUGCAGCGAACAGGUGACCCUGCUAAUUUAAAUAGGCUGAGACCUCAUUUAGAGCUUCUUGCAAACAUAGACCCUAAUCCAGAUGCUGUUUCACCAACUUGGGAGCAACUGGAAAAUGCAAUGGUAGCUGUUAAAACAGUUGUUCAUGGUCUUGUGGACUUCAUACAAAAUUAUAGUAGAAAAGGCCAUGAGACACCUCAGCCACAGCCAAACAGCAAGUAUAAAACUAGUAUGUGCCGAGAUUUACGACAACAAGGGGGUUGUCCACGAGGAACAAAUUGUACAUUUGCCCAUUCUCAGGAAGAGCUUGAAAAGUACCGAUUAAGGAACAAAAAGAUGAGCGCGACUGUAAGAACAUUUCCUCUUCUGAAUAAAGUUGGUGUAAACAGCACUGUCACAACCACAGCCGGAAAUGUCAUUUCUGUCAUAGGAAGUACUGAAACAACUGGGAAAAUUGUUCCAAGUACAAAUGGAAUUUCAAAUACAGAAAGCAGUGUUUCCCAGCUAAUUUCACGAAGCACUGACAGUGCAGUAAGGACUUUGGAGACUGUGAAGAAAGUCGGGAAGGUUGGCACUAAUGGUCAGAAUGCUGGGCCCUCUGCAGAAUCCGUGUCUGAAAAUAAAAUUGGUUCUCCACCCAAGACUCCUGUAAGUAAUGCAGCAGCUACCUCCGCUGGGCCCUCUAAUUUUGGAACAGAGCUGAAUUCCCUGCCUCCCAAAUCCAGCCCAUUUCUAACUAGAGUUCCAGUAUAUCCUCAGCAUUCUGAAAGCAUUCAGUAUUUUCAAGAUCCAAGGACUCAGAUACCUUUUGAAGUCCCACAAUACCCACAAACAGGAUACUACCCACCACCUCCAACGGUACCAGCUGGUGUGACUCCCUGUGUUCCUCGUUUUGUGAGGUCCAGUAAUGUUCCAGAGUCCUCCCUCCCACCUGCUUCCAUGCCAUAUGCUGAUCAUUACAGUACAUUCUCCCCUCGAGAUCGAAUGAAUUCUUCUCCUUACCAACCUCCUCCUCCGCAGCAGUAUGGACCCGUUCCUCCAGUGCCCUCUGGAAUGUAUGCUCCGGUGUAUGACAGCAGGCGCAUCUGGCGCCCAGCUAUGUACCAACGAGAUGACAUUAUAAGAAGCAAUUCUUUACCUCCAAUGGAUGUGAUGCACUCAUCUGUCUAUCAGACAUCUUUACGGGAAAGAUACAACUCAUUAGAUGGAUAUUAUUCAGUGGCUUGUCAGCCACCGAAUGACCCAAGGACAACUGUGCCUUUACCAAGGGAACCUUGUGGUCAUUUGAAGACCAGUUGUGAGGAACAGUUAAGAAGAAAGCCAGAUCAGUGGACACAGUAUCAUACCCAGAAAACACCUGUCUCUUCAACUCUUCCUGUGGCCACACAGUCACCAACACCACCUUCUCCUCUAUUCAGUGUAGACUUCCGAUCGGAUUUCUCUGAGAGUGUGAGUGGCACAAAAUUUGAGGAAGACCAUCUUUCCCAUUAUUCUCCCUGGUCUUGUGGCACCAUAGGCUCUUGUAUAAAUGCCAUUGAUUCGGAGCCCAAAGACGUAAUUGCUAAUUCAAAUGCUGUAUUGAUGGACCUGGACAGUGGGGAUGUAAAGAGAAGAGUGCAUUUAUUUGAAGCUCAGAGAAGGACAAAAGAAGAAGACCCAAUUAUUCCCUUUAGUGACGGACCCAUUAUCUCAAAAUGGGGUGCAAUUUCCCGAUCCUCCCGAACAGGUUACCAUACAACAGAUCCCGUCCAGGCAACUGCUUCCCAAGGAAGUGCAACCAAGCCCAUCAGCGUGGACAGAUUCAUUGUUACUGAUUUAUCUGGUCAUAGAAAGCAUUCUAGUACCGGAGACCUUUUGAGCAUUGAACUUCAGCAGGCCAAGAGUAACUCAUUACUUCUUCAGAGGGAAGCUAAUGCUCUGGCCAUGCAACAAAAGUGGAAUUCCCUGGAUGAAGGCCGUCACCUUACUUUAAAUCUUCUAAGCAAGGAAAUUGAACUAAGAAAUGGAGAGAAUGACUACACAGAAGACACUGUAGAUACAAAGCCUGAUAGGGAUAUUGAGUUAGAGCUUUCAGCCCUUGAUACUGAUGAACCUGAUGGCCAGAGUGAACAAAUUGAAGAAAUUUUGGACAUACAACUUGGUAUCAGUUCUCAAAAUGAUCAGUUGCUCAACGGAACAGCAGUGGAAAAUGGUCAUCCAGCCCAGCAGCACCAGAAGGACCCAGGAAAGCCGAAGAGACAGAGCUUAGGUGAAGACCAUGUGAUUCUGGAGGAGCAAAAACCAAUUCUGCCGGUAACAUCUUGCUUUAGCCAGCCACGUCCAGUGUCUAUUAGCAGUGCAAGCUGCCUCCCCAUCACCACAUCUGUCAGUGUUGGCAACCUCAUUCUGAAAACUCACGUUAUGUCUGAAGAUAAAAACGACUUUUUAAAACCUAUUGCAAAUGGGAAGAUGGUUAACAGCUGAAAGGAGGCUCAGCUUUCAAAUCUGUGACCACACCAUGGAAGCAUUUACACUAGCUUUUUAUAUAUAUAAUAUAUAUUAUAUAAUGUAUAUUUUUUUUAAAAAAAAAGAUAUUACUGGGGGCAUCCAUUUCCUGUGGACUCUUUGAUACUUCAAGCCCUCUUGCAUUAGCAUUAUGAAAAAAAAAGAAAAUUUACUUUACUAGGGUAAUGUUCACUUUCCAGAAAUUGUUGGAAUUUGGACAACAUUUAACUUAAGCUUCAAGCAGCUUUUUAUGAGUUUGUAGCAAUCCGGUGCAGUAACUGAGCCAUUUCCUAUUUUAAAUGGCUUCUACAGUAAAUUAACAACUCAGUUAUUAAACUAGCAGGAUCCUACAAUGAUACAUCUAGUGAAAGUAGAGUUAAUUAACUUAUUUCUAUUUUAUGUUUCACUGAGAGAAAUUUCCAUCUCAUUCCAGCUGCUUUAUUUAUCUUUUUCAUUGGACUUUGCAUGGAUUUUUCUUUCUUUUUUUGUUUUGUUUUUCCUUUUCUUUUCUGUCUUUUUUUUUUUUUUUUUUUUUGAGAGUGGAGUUAGAUGUUCUUACCAUAGAGUUUUACAGGGUUAUAAUAGCUUUCUUUACUGCAUUAUAUGUAGAAGUGUAGUGCAGUGCUUUUAUCUGUAGCAUUUAAUUUUUUAAUUUUCCAU